UAAACGCGAGGCACAUAAAGAUAACUCAGUCUUCAGGAUUUAAAUGUCGCCCCGACAAUUUUCACAUCAACAGGAUGUCUCCUUCCACGUCCCCCCGGUUCUUUACGAUAAGGGAGGUGGCCUGUCACUGCACCAAGGACUCCUGCUGGGUGCUUUUGGGGACCAGGGUGUAUGACGUGACCGACUUCUUGCGGAGGCACCCGGGCGGAGAGGCGCUGAUACUUAGGCGGUCGGGCAAGGACGUGAGCCAGGAGAUGGAAGGACCCCCACACCGUCACUCGGAGAACGCCCGGCGGUGGAUGGAGCAGUACUACAUCGGGGAGUUGGACAGAGACAGCGGCACCGACGAGGCACAGACUCUGAGAGAGAGGAGGACGUCCAGUGAACAGAAAGAAGGAAAGACAACAGAAAAGACGACAGACAUGAAGGUGAAAGAGGCGGAUGAGAAUGCCACGUACAACCGCUGCAGCUCUGUGGAUCUGGCUAAGGAUUUGGUGGACUGGGGGAAGCCCUUGGCAUGGCAGGUAGGCCACCUUGCAGAGAAAUAUGAUGCGUGGGUUCACCAGCCAGUAAACAGACCAAUUAGACUGUUUGGAAACCCCUUCCUGGAGGCCAGCACCAAGACUUCCUGGUACUGGGUACCAGUGGUGUGGCUUCCUAUUGUGUUUUAUCUCAGUUGGUACUGCUACACCAACCUGGCACAGGGCACCACAAGGAUUGUCCUCACUUCAGACUUCUCUAUCCCGAUCCAUAAGUACAUUUUCCCGCUGCUCUUUUUGAUGGGCUGGUUCUUGUGGUCGUUCAUUGAGUACUGCAUUCAUCGCUUUGUCUUUCACAUGAAACCGCCAGCCCACAACUACUACCUCAUCACACUACAUUUUCUCCUGCAUGGACAGCACCACAAGUCUCCGUUUGACGGCUCUCGGCUGGUCUUCCCCCCUGGCCUGGCUUCCUUAGUAGUGGGAAGUUUCUAUGCAAUUCUCCGCAACACGCUCCCAGAGAUCCUUGGGAUAUCUGUGUUUGUCGGAGGACUGUGCGGCUACGUCGUGUACGAUAUGAUCCAUUACUACCUUCACUAUGGCUCGCCAAAGAGAGGGUCGUAUAUGUAUAGUCUUAAGGCCUACCAUGUCAAACACCACUUUGAACACCAAAGAGCAGGUUUUGGAAUCACCUCCACGUUCUGGGACCACCCCUUUAACACACUAAUCCCUGAUGAGAAAUUCUAACAUAGAAACGGCUCUCCUGAAGGGCCACAGGGCUUGUCACCACCUUCUUUAGAAAUCAGCCCACGUGCUUUAACAACUGUAACACCAUUAGUUCAGUCUCUGCAGCCAUAAUUUCAACAACCAAGGAGGAAGAUCCACUUCUGAAGACUCCUACAAAUGAAUUGCAACGAAUCGAUCUAUGUACACUAUAACACAUAUCGGCCUCCUUUUUGAUUUCAGCCAUCAGCACAUUAUUUUCUUCUCCUCUGUCAACCGUGUGCGUGUCAACCAUUCUGCACUAUUUCCUAACUACAAUGAUUUCUGCACAGUUGUGAGGCCUUUCUGUGACACUUUUAUAACUAAACCAACAGGAAAAUAUGAACUCUCAAUGCACUGACCUCACCAGCCACGUUGUCACCUGAUCACCAGUCACAACGCUAUAAUAUUCAGCAAAGAUGUGGGCCAUAGAGAGAAAGAGAG
Xiphias gladius (swordfish) is the source of this 1685-nucleotide messenger RNA. RefSeq names its product fatty acid 2-hydroxylase (gene fa2h). The coding region runs from base 75 to 1226 and encodes 383 amino acids. Lineage: Eukaryota; Metazoa; Chordata; Actinopteri; Istiophoriformes; Xiphiidae. Gene Ontology annotation, molecular function: iron ion binding; fatty acid 2-hydroxylase activity; heme binding. Gene Ontology annotation, biological process: fatty acid metabolic process; lipid biosynthetic process. The transcript has 9 exons. The record is from RefSeq and is a predicted model, not a curated record. Gene Ontology annotation, cellular component: endoplasmic reticulum; membrane.